This is a messenger RNA of Ectocarpus sp. CCAP 1310/34, 1512 nucleotides long. The record is from the annotation of a GenBank genome assembly. Lineage: Eukaryota; Phaeophyceae; Ectocarpales; Ectocarpaceae.
AUGUAUCGGUGGUCUUUCGAGGACUGGAUUAGGGAGCCCCGGUGCUGGCACAGCCUCACCAAGCUCAGCGAUCGCAUCGACAGCGCCGACGGUCCGGCGGUUACGGCAAACUACGAGGAGCAGUACGCCUUGGCGGGGUACGAGCGCCUCAGAGCCUCCACGAGCGGUUGGGGCAACGGUGUGGGCGGUGCUGCUGCUUCUGCCGCCGGAGGCGAUGCAAGUACCAGCCCGCUCCCCGAGGGAGCCGUGCAAGGCGCGCAAGCUGACACGAGGACGGCUUCCCCUCUCGCCGCCAACGGGGGCAACGCUGACCACGGAGGCGGCGAGGCAUCAGCCGGCAAGCAGGAGACGGUAGCCGCUCCUCACGCCGAUGGUGCGCCAGCAGCAGCGGCAACGGCGGCGGCGGAGGAGGGCACGGAGACGGCGCGAGACGCGGCCGGCGUGGUCAACGAGGUGUGGCACGUCCGCCACGGCAAGCCCGGCCGGAAGACGCUCGAGAUCUUCGACCCCGCCCUCACCGGCGAGGGCCACGUGCAGGCGAGCGCAGCCGGGCUCUACCUCAGCACGCUGCCAUUCAACCGCGGGGGGCGGCGGCGGCGGCAGCCGCAGCAGCAGCAGCCGGGGGAGGGCUUCGACGUGGUCUACACAUCGCCGUUGGCCCGAGCGGUCCAGACCGCGGUGUGCCUAUCGUGGGCGCUCGGCGGCCUCCCGCUGGAAGUGGUGCCCGGGUUGUGCUCGUCCACGGCCGCCCUGGUGCGGCGCGGCGGGUUUCCAAGCGUGGAGGCCGAGCUCAUGACCGACGGGGACAUCGCGGAGGCGUUUCCUGGGGUCGUAGUCAGGCCGCGGGACCCGCUCGCACCCACGACGUUUGACGGCGCCUUGGCGUGGCUUGCCGCCAAGGCCUGCGAAGGCACGACGGCGAUGGUGGCGAAUUCGAGCGUCGGCGAAGGGAAGGAGGAGGUGGUGCCCACGCCGCACUGCUGCAUCGGCGUGUUCAGGGUGGCGGAGGCGGGGGAGGGGGGAGGAGGGGGGACGUGGGCGUACGAGCUGCACGACCUGCUGGCGAGUACGGGAGAGUCGCUCGGGCCCUGGGGCGGGGAACCAUCGUCCUACGCGAGGCCGCUUCGGACGGCGGCCGCGACGCCGGAAGACGGGAAGAACGGUUCCCGGAGCGGUGACGACGGCGCUGCAGCAGAAGCAUUGGCUGCGCGGGUGAUGGCGCUGACCGUACACACGGAGGGGUCGAAGCGUGGGGCUAAGAGUGACAGAGAAUGUGCCCGGAAACAAGGGGGUACCGUGGGUGGCGAGAUCACUGCUUCGCCGGCAGCGUCGCCAUGGCCGCUAGGGGUGGAGGGGGGAGCCCCGGCACAGGACGUUUCUCGGAGUGUUCCCGCGGUCGGGAGCGAAGCAGAGGGAGGCGCUGGUUGGCAAGGGCAGCAGCAGGAGGGGGACGAGAGUGCAGACGCAGAGGAAGAGAUGGUGUUCGACACGCUUAUGGUGAGGGUGUACUGA